ACCACCAUUGGCCCCUUCUGCGCAGACCACCACGCGCACAAGCACAAGUCGACGACCAAAAACAGAGGAAGCAGAAGAAAAGGCAAAGGCCUCCAAGAUCUCGGCUCCGAGAGAGAUCUGAGAGAGAGGUGCUUCGGAGAUGCACGACUUCUGCUUCACGAUCCCCUACGGGUUCGCGGUCCUGGCCGGCGGCCUGCUGGGCUACCUCCGCCGCGGCAGCACCGCCUCACUGGCGGGCGGCGCCGGCGUGGGCGGGCUUCUCCUCCUGGCAGGGUUCGUCAGCCUCAAGGCCUUCGAGAAGCGCCGCAACUCCUACCUCGCCCUCGCACUCGAGACCCUUUGCGCACUGGCCUUGACCUUUGUUAUGGGGCAAAGAUACCUUGAAACUUCAAAGAUAAUGCCGGCUGGUGUCGUUGCUGGCCUCAGUGCUCUGAUGUUGGCAUUCUAUCUGUUCAAAAUUGCUACCGGCGGCAACCAUUUCUCGCCAAAGAAAGAGUAGGCCAGACGUUGCUUGGCCAAACCCAAAGACCAUAUGGCAUAUUGUGUUCUGCAUUCGAAUUGGAACUUGACUGAUGUUCUAUGUUGUGCUUGCACCUUUGCUCAAAUGUUUUGUAUGUGGACCUGGAAAGUAUUCACCAUGUAAAUGAACUAACAUUUCAAUUGUGCUUCGUUGAGGCGCAAACUUGUCUUA
Molecule: messenger RNA, 691 nt
Organism: Triticum urartu
Lineage: Eukaryota; Viridiplantae; Streptophyta; Magnoliopsida; Poales; Poaceae
Product: protein FATTY ACID EXPORT 5
Biological process (GO): fatty acid transport
Cellular component (GO): chloroplast inner membrane
Molecular function (GO): fatty acid transmembrane transporter activity
Source: RefSeq, a predicted model, not a curated record